Messenger RNA from Linum tenue, 276 nucleotides. The record is from the annotation of a GenBank genome assembly. NCBI's taxonomy places the organism in Eukaryota, Viridiplantae, Streptophyta, Magnoliopsida, Malpighiales, Linaceae.
AUGCCGCCAGCGAGAUCGACACCGGCGGCGGCGGCGUGCGAGAAGCUCCAGAAUGCGCUCCGGGAGUGCUACCGCCGCAUACCGGCGGGUCUAGGACGUGACGCCGCUUGCCGCCACCUCAAUCUAGGGCUAGCCAAGUGCCUCGUGUCGGCGGCGUGUCCGGAGGAGGCGGAGGCCGUUCGCAGCUUGUGCACGAGCGGCGGGACGGCACUAAAGAGAUCGCAAUGCCAGCAGGCCGAGCUCUCCCUCGCCGUCUGUCUGGGUUCCCAUCAGUAA